This is a messenger RNA of Candida dubliniensis CD36, 1035 nucleotides long. It is a transcript of the gene MEU1, whose product is annotated as S-methyl-5-thioadenosine phosphorylase. The transcript has a single exon. The record is from RefSeq and is a predicted model, not a curated record. NCBI's taxonomy places the organism in Eukaryota, Fungi, Ascomycota, Pichiomycetes, Serinales, Debaryomycetaceae. Gene Ontology annotation, biological process: nucleoside metabolic process. Bases 1 to 1035 code for a protein of 344 amino acids. Gene Ontology annotation, cellular component: cytosol. Gene Ontology annotation, molecular function: S-methyl-5-thioadenosine phosphorylase activity.
AUGGUAAAACUUGUUUUCAAAGGUAAUAAUUUAUCAAAACUAAUUAAAAUGUCCGUUCAUAGAGAAAAAAUUGACCUUGCCAAAUUACCACAUCACUAUGAUGGUCCUGUUACAUUGGCAGUAAUUGGAGGUACUGGAUUGUAUGAUUUGCCUAAUUUACACCCUGUUGCUAGAUUGACUAUUAGUACUCCUUGGGGGUUUCCUUCCGGUUCAAUUACCAUUUCCAAGACUGAUCUGGGUUUCCCAGUAGCAUUUUUAGCUCGUCAUGGUGCCCAUCAUGAUUUGUUGCCUAGUGAUGUGCCAUCGAGAGCCAACAUUGCUGCAUUGAAAAAAUUGGGAGUUAAAGCCAUCGUCGCCUUUUCUGCUGUUGGCUCGUUGCAACAAGAAAUCAAACCAAGGGAUUUUGUUUUACCUACACAAAUCAUUGAUAGAACAAAAGGUAUUAGGCCAUCUACUUUUUUCGAAAAAGGAUUUGUUGCACAUGCUAUGUUUGGGGAACCUUUUGAUUUAGAGUUGAAUAAAUUGAUUAGUGAUGCCAUUCCCAGUAAAGGAUUUUUGGAAGGAUUCGACACUGAUGCUGCUCCUGUUUUGCACACUAAGGAAAACACCAAUAAUGGGGAAGAUUUAACAAUCAUUUGUAUGGAGGGCCCACAGUUUUCAACUAGAGCUGAAUCCAAAUUGUACAGAAGCUGGGGAGGUUCUGUCAUCAAUAUGUCAGUAUUGCCAGAAGCAAAAUUGGCUCGUGAAGCAGAAAUCGCAUACCAAAUGAUUUGUAUGUCGACAGAUUAUGAUUCAUGGAAUGAAAGCGAAGAGCCUGUCACAGUGGAAACAGUGGUUGGUAAUUUGAAGGCCAAUUCUGCUAAUGCUUGUAAAUUAGCAGCUAAAUUGAUUGAUGAAUUUGCUGCUAAGGGUGGUGAAAUUGGUAAAGAUUUACAAGGAAGCAUGAAAUAUGCUGUCAGCACUAGUCCUCAUGGUGUCAAAAAAGAAUUGUUAGAAAAAAUGCAUUAUUUAUUCCCUGGCUAUUGGGAAGUAUAG